Messenger RNA from Acanthosepion pharaonis, 1374 nucleotides. Lineage: Eukaryota; Metazoa; Mollusca; Cephalopoda; Sepiida; Sepiidae. The record is from the annotation of a GenBank genome assembly.
AUGCGUCUAUCUGAACUCCUCUUUGUCUUGCCUCUAUUUGACCUUCUCUCUUUAUCACGCAUCGGACUGACCGCCUGUCUUUAUCUUCUUACCUCCUCCCUUUACAAUGCCUCUAGAAGUCUUCUUUCUUUUAGGAAAGUUGUUUUUCUUUUUUUCUUUUGUUUAUUCAGCUUUUUUUUCCUCUUCUUUCUUUUCUUUUUUCUAUUCCUUUGGUUCUCCUUUUUUUUUCUGUUUCCUUCCCAGGAUUUUUUUUUUCUUUUUCUUUCCUUUUCUUCUUUUCAGAAUUUUUCAUAUACCACAAAUUUUUCACAGCGUUCUUUGGGUUCAGAGAUUCUCUUUCAUCUUUUUUUCUUUUUUUUUUUCUUCUUUUUUUUAAAUUAUUUUUUUUUUACUUUUAAAAAAAAUCCAAAAUUCCUUUUUUUGCGUUUUCUUUUCCAUCAUCAAACACAUGUUUUUCAAAUUUCCCAUUUCUUUCUUUUAUUUUCUUCUUUUUUAUCUUUUUUAAAACUCUUUUUCUGUCUUUUUUUUUUGCCAUUUUCCUUUUCUUUUUUUUUUUUUUUUUUCCUUUUCUUUUUUAAAUUUUUCCAAUUUUUCUUUUAUUUUUUUUUUUCUUCCUUCCCCGUCUUUUCUUUCUUUCCCUUUUUUUUUUUCCCAUUUUCUUUUUUUUUUUUCUUUUUUUUUUUUGGCCAACGGGAGCCUUUUUUUUUUUUUUUUAUAAAAAAUUUCUUUUCAAUCUUUUUCUUUCUUUUUUUUUUUCUUUUUUUUUUUUCUUUCCUUUUCUUUUUUCCUUUUCUUUCUUUCCUUUUUUUUUCUUUCCUUUUCAUUCCUUUUUCUUUUCUUUUUUCUUUUAAGAUUUCUUUUUUGCUUUUUCUUUUUUUUUUUUUUUUUUUUUUUUUUUAUAAUUUCAAUUUUUUUUUCUUUCCAGUUUUUUUCUUUUUUGAGAAAUUUUCUUCCUUUGUUUUUUUCUUUCUUUUUUUUCUUUUUAAAAUUUUUUUUUUCAAAUUUUUCCUUUCCUUUUUUUUUUUUUUUUUCCUUUUCUUUCUUUCCUUUUCCUUUUUUUUUUUUUUUUUUUUCUUUUUCAUAUUUCUUAAACAGGCAUCCUUUUUUUUUUUCCUUUUCUUUUUUUUUUUUUCUUUCCUUUUUUUUUCUUUUUUUUUCUUUCUUUAUUUUUUUUCUUUUUUUUUUUUUUUUUGUUUUUGCAUUUCCUUUUCUACCUUUUUCCGGGUGAAAUUCUUUUUUUUUUUUUUCUUUUUUUUGUUUUUUCUUUUUUUUUUUUUCUUUUUUCCUUUUUUUAAAUAUUUUCUUUUUGUCAUUUCUUUUUUUUUCUUUCUUUUUUUUUCUUUCUUUUUAAAUUCUUUUUGCUUUUUUUUCUAG